AUGUCCGACACCAUCGAAAUCCCCAUUCGCACUGGCACUGCCUUCACCUUGAACAAGGGACAACGCUUGACCGUCAUUGACCCCAAAGGCGUACAAGUCUCUGAUCUGGUUGCCUUCAACCGUCAUGAUCCGGACGAAGUCAUCAGCAACGGCAGAACACUUGACUACGCAAGUCGAAUCUACCUAACUACCGGCGACCCGCUGUAUUCGAAUCGCAGCAAUGUCAUGCUCAAAAUUGUCGCGGACAACUCUCCUGGAAAGCACGAUUUUCUAUUGACGCCAUGCUCUAAAGACACCUUCCGCAUCAUCUAUGGCGACAAGGAACCACACCAAGGAUGCUUCGGCAACAUCGCUGGAGCCAUCGAGCCAUACGGCAUCUCAUCCGAUCGUAUACCUUGCGCGUUCAAUUGUUUCAUGAAUGUCACUGUCGACUCGAAUUCGGGUGAGCUCAAAGUGUUGCCUCCGAUUACAAAGCCGGGUGACAGCAUCGAAUUCGUGGCAGAGAUGGACUUGAUCAUUGCCUUAACCGCUUGUUCCGCCCUGCAGUCGAAUGGCGGCUCGUUCAAGCCGAUCCAAUACAAAAUCAGCGACUGA
Aureobasidium melanogenum CBS 110374 is the source of this 594-nucleotide messenger RNA. RefSeq lists its product as uncharacterized. Lineage: Eukaryota; Fungi; Ascomycota; Dothideomycetes; Dothideales; Saccotheciaceae. The transcript has a single exon. The coding region runs from base 1 to 594 and encodes 197 amino acids. The record is from RefSeq and is a predicted model, not a curated record.